This is a messenger RNA of Durio zibethinus, 1116 nucleotides long. RefSeq names its product histone H1-like. Gene Ontology annotation, cellular component: nucleosome; nucleus. The record is from RefSeq and is a predicted model, not a curated record. Gene Ontology annotation, molecular function: structural constituent of chromatin; nucleosomal DNA binding; double-stranded DNA binding. NCBI's taxonomy places the organism in Eukaryota, Viridiplantae, Streptophyta, Magnoliopsida, Malvales, Malvaceae. Gene Ontology annotation, biological process: negative regulation of DNA recombination; nucleosome assembly; chromosome condensation.
UAAUCCAAUGGCUUGGCUCCACAGUUCCACACGGUUUGCAUCUACCCCGCCUAAAACAAUUUUGAAAUUGAAACUUUUAUUUGAAACAUGAAUCAAUCUAGUAUUAAUUUUCCAUUACGUCUCUUUUUCUUCUCUCAAAAAGUCUGAAACUGAAACAACUCUCAAAAACAAUGGCAAAAGCAACAGUUGAUUCUGCAAAGAGGGAAACCAAAACCUCCAAUUCUUCCACUUCUUCUCUCCAUCCUCCUUACCUUGAGAUGAUUUGUGAAGCAAUAUCGACCCUGAAGGACCGGACAGGGUCAAGCCAGCCAGCGAUAGCCAAGUUCAUUGAGGACAAGUACAACAAAAUGCUGCCCCCAAAUUUCAAAAAACUGCUAUCGGUUCAGUUGAAGAAGUUCGUGAAUUCCGAGAAGCUUGUGAAAGUCAAGAAUUCCUACAAGAUUUCUUCAACUGAAAAGCUGAAGCUGGCGAUCAAAGAAACCCAGAACAAGAAAGGUACUGCUAAGAACAACUCCUCAACGCCCAAAGAAAAUGCUGCAAAGAAGGUGUCAAAAAAAAGCGUCAAGACCAAGAGGCUGAGUCAGGUUAAGACCCCAGAGGGAUUGAAGAGGCAGAAUUUAAAGUCUGAGAAUAAGGCGAGGGUUGCAAUGAAGACAAGGAAGUGAGAGGUUAUUGAUAAAUGAUGACGAUGUUAGGUUUGUUUUUGUUGUAUGUAGAUAUGUUAGUUAUGCAUAUCUUAUGACGCCAACGCUCCUCAGAUGGAAAACAGUUGAAGUUGCUGUUGUUCUUAAAGCUGUUUAGGAUAUUUUGUGGUUCUAUCAACUUACUAUUGUUGAUCCUUUUGACUGCAAUUUGAAUAUAAAGAUUGUAGCUUUUAAUGUUGUUCUCGGGGCAGUUUUUGUUUCUAGUUUGGUGAUCCAGAAUUUACAAAGAAAAGAGUCACCAAAAAUGUCUAUCAUUCAUGCUCGAAGCAAAAUCAAAUUAGUACUACUAAUACUUACACUUCUUAUUAUAGUUUCAUAAAGUAAUAACAAAUUCUCAAGUCUAGUCUCUUGGAAUGCGAUUUGGCAUUUGAUAUUUGCUUGUUGCAUUGCGAACGCAAUGUAAGAAUCCUGG